CACCAGUCAAUUUCACAUUGUACUAUAGGCUUUAUACUGCAUACGAAGCUGCAAUCCUUUUUCACAACUCUAUCAGAAUCUGUCUCAGGAGGAACUAAUUCUACCAGGUGCAAGAGGAACAUCUUUAUACUGCGAUGUAUCAUAUGUUCAAAGAUGAUUGGCGUUUCCGAACACCAGCACUAACACCAACACCAACACCAACACCACCACCACCACCACCAAAGAAGGAAUUUGACAGCCCUUGGAGGAAAGUAUCUUGGAGUAAACAACACAGGGACGAGAUGGUGAGGGUCCUGAGGAACUUUGAACUGAAUGAUCCUGACGUGGGUCAGCUGAGAUGCCUGCUACAUGGACCAGUCGGAGCAGGGAAGUCCAGCUUCAUCAACUCAGUCAACAAUGUCUUCCAAGGACGCACAACAUCUGGUGCCCUGGUAGCAGCUACCUCUGGCACAAGCUUCACCAAGACAUAUAAAACACACUACAUUAAAGAUGGAAAUUCCCGUCUACCCUUUGCAUUCAAUGAUGUCAUGGGUCUGGAGGCACAAGAAAAAGGGAUGCAAACUAAAGACAUCAUCAAUGCCCUGAAGGGCCAUCUACCAGAAGGCUAUAAGUUCAAUCCUUGCUGGCCAUUAACUGAGGAAAGUCCAGAAUACAAUAGGAUUCCUACAUCAAGUCACAAGGUUCACUGUCUGGUGAGUGUUGUACCAGCGGACAAAAUCUCUCUCAUGUCAAGUGACGUCACAGCGAAGAUGAGGAAGGUCAGAGAAAAAGCCAGUAAAAUGGGAAUCCCUCAAGUUGUUGUCAUGACCAUGCCAGACCAGGCUUGUGAUCUUGUGGACAGGGAUGUGAAGAACAUCUACACCAGCAAGGCAAUCAAAGAGAAGAUGCAGAUCUGCAGUAAUGAGCUGGGCUUUCCCAUGAACUGCAUCCUGCCGGUGAAGAACUACCAUGAGGAGGAGAUGCUGGAUGACGACAUGGACAUCCUGAUACUGAACGCCAUGACUCAGAUUAUGAACUUUGCCAAUGACUACAUCUGGGACCUCCAACAACAUGCAUGAGUGUCACACACCUGCAUGAGUGUCACACACUAGGAUAUUAGUGAGCCAUCGAGUACACUACUAAGUCUAUAUAGUCUAGAUUUAAUUUCAGAUAAGCUAUCCCCCUUUGGAAAUAGGACAUUUGUUUUGAAGGCUGGAUGAAGUAAGGCUGGAGUGAACGUUCUCUUUUCAAUGUUUUCAUAUUGCUUCAUAAAGUCCAAUGAUGUCAGUUAUCUAUGCAUCAUGUUUUGCAUUCUAUCAAGGAUACUAGCUUAUCUAAUGCAAGUGUACACUGUUGGGUGUUAUAUGUAGGUGCUGUCUAGAACCUAAAACAGUUAUUCAGUUGUCAUCAUAAAGAACUCUUUGGUUUCCAUGUAAAAUCCACACUGGUUCAUCUUAGUUAGCUAGUAGCUCUAGUUAGAUCCCUGUGUAAUAUGGAUGUCUUCCAUACAGGUUUCUAGUGUGAUGUGCCAAGAAGAGUACACCGCCACUACAUCGAGUAGUUGAUACUUGUAAAAAUGUCCAUUCUUUAAUGCUUUUCUUGUACCUAUGUUUGUCCUGUGCAGCUGCAGGCUUUUCUUCGGGUGCUGAAAUCAGUUGUUUUUGAAAAAAAACAGAAUUUUAUGUGACGUCUGCCAAACUGUACCCCGUAAUCCAUAUAUAAAAACUACGGAUUUCAGCACCCAAAGAAAAGCUUGUAGUUACACAGGACAAACAUAGACAUUUUUACAAGUAUCGACUGAUAGCGACUCAAUGUAGUCAGUGGUACACUCCGCCGGCACUCAUCGCAACUCAACUCCGUAGAGAUAUAUAUGACAUGGCACAUUCUAAAUAUCUGAUAUCUGACAGCAUUCUAUACAAGAGGGAAUGCAUAAAUAAGCCAACAAAUAUUAGUUAAAUAAAAUAUGGAAGAGUCGAUGAAAAGCUGCAUUGACUCUGAAAUUUGUGGUUUCAACUGGAAAAUUUCACUUGAACAACCCUCCAAGUCAUAAAUACAAUUGGGAAACUGAGUUUGUCAUUACCCGAGUUGCUACCCGAGUUGCCGAGUUGUGACGACAAAUACCUUUUUAACAAUUAAAAAUGUAUUUAAAUGGAUAAUGUAGCUAGUUUUACCAUAUUAUCAAUGUUAAGCAAGCUACGUAAAAUUUUCUGGGUUAAAGAAUUGUUCCCGACAUCAAAACAACUUGAACACAAUCAUGUCGGAUUUACAACUUCCCACUUCACGCUUUCCCAAUUCUCAUGGGCAUGUGAAUGCCCCAUUAGAUAGAUAACUCUAGUGAAGCCCGUUUUAACAUGGACAGCGCCAUUGAGGAAUUUCGCCAUUUUGAAGUAGUCAACUGGGUGGGACUUUCUAUGUUUAAGGAAGGAUCACAUAAUUCCAUCCAGGUCAUCAGGAAUGGUCAGCCAAAGAAUGAUACUCAUUAGCAAACAUUCCAUAACUGCAGGUGGAAGUAAACAACAACCUUUUCAAACAACACACUCCAGGUGGCAGUGUGCACCCUUUCAGUUUGUUUACCAACUCAUAGAAGUAGUAAAAUAAGAAAUUCACCACUUUAAAAUGGAGCAGAGGAGGCUGGUGGGAGGAGCUAUAGGAAAAUGGCUCAUUGUAAUAUCUGGAAUGGGAUAAAUGGAACGGCAUCAAACAUAUGGAAACCAUGUUUGACUCCAUUCCAUUAAUUCCAUUCCAGCCAUUACAAUGAGCCUGUCCUCCUUUAACUCUUCCCACUGGCCUCCUCUAAAAUGCAGAUAGCCUCAAUGGCCCUGCCCAUGUUCUCACAGACGACAUAAUGGGACAGAUAGAAAGUAAGAAGUCUAACAAGUCUAUGGCUAGCUGACAGCAAAGUAUUUACUGAGACAUCUCAUCUUUGUAUCUGUCCCAUUAUAGCAUCUGUGACAGCAUGGGCAGGACAUUUGAGGCUAACUCCAUUUUAAAGCAGUACACUUCUUAUUCUACUUCUACUACUUCUAUGCAGCAAAGGUAUCAGAGAUUCCAGCAUGGAUUUGUAGUCUUGCAUGACAAAGUAUCAGCUUUCACACCAUGUGAAUGGCAUCAAACACCUGGAAACCAUGUGUUUGAUGUAUUUGAUACCAUUCCACUGAUUCCACUCCAGUCAUUACAACGAGACCGUUCUCACCAAUUAAGGUGCCACCAACCUCCUGUGAUAUAGGUAUAGAGGAGGAGGAAGGGGAGGACCAUCCUCCUCAGUGAAAUUUCAUAAAAAUAAAAACAUUAGAAACAUUAAAAAAGUUAUCAUUUUUAGAUAAAACUAUACUAUACUAUGUCACCAAAUAAUUGAUUCAAAUACACUGUUUUGCAAUGAAGGUGAUAGGUUUGGUUUCUGAGCGUUAUAUAUUAUUAAUCAUUAGGUAUAAUAGAGACAUGAGGGGUGCCAUAAGUAAGCUUGAGAGGGGCUGAGUGCAGGGAAAACAAUCACAUGUAGCAGUACUGAUAAGGGGAGGAACCGUUUAAGGCCCUGUCACUCAACUCUCUGCCUAGCAAUAAUGAUGCGAUAAGGAGGAUAAUUUAGUGAUAAGGAGGAGACUCCACCCAAAGUGGGGUAUGUACACAACCACUGUUGAAACCAUGUUUUUGUCUAAUGCAGCUGUAUUGACCCUCUGGGCAGAAUAAACUUGGUUUAAAGCUUU
This is a messenger RNA of Salmo salar (Atlantic salmon), 3683 nucleotides long. Its product is annotated as interferon-induced protein 44. NCBI's taxonomy places the organism in Eukaryota, Metazoa, Chordata, Actinopteri, Salmoniformes, Salmonidae. The record is from RefSeq and is a predicted model, not a curated record. Gene Ontology annotation, biological process: immune response.